GGAGCAAACCAGCUCGGUUUUUAGAAAUGUUCAUCGAAAGCUUCAAGGUCGAGAGCCCGAACGUGAAAUACACGGAGAAUGAGAUCCAUUCCGUGUAUAAUUACGAGACGACGGAGGUCGUCCAUGAGAACUGUAAUGGCGCUUACCAGUGGAUUGUGAAGCCAAAGACCGUCAACUACGAAUUCAAAACCAAUGUCCACGUCCCGAAAUUAGGGGUUAUGCUUGUGGGUUGGGGAGGAAACAAUGGCUCUACCCUUUCCGCCGGUGUGAUUGCGAACCGAGAAGGAAUUUCAUGGGCAACCAAGGACAAAGUCCAGCAAGCGAAUUACUUCGGCUCACUCACCCAAGCAUCAUCCAUUCGUGUCGGAUCGUACAACGGAGAAGAGAUCUAUGCCCCUUUCAAGAGCCUUCUUCCUAUGACUGGUCGUUGUUGUCUGGUUUGCUGUCGGAACAGGUGAACCCUGACGAUGUUGUGUUUGGCGGAUGGGAUAUAAGCGACAUGAACUUGGCGGACGCCAUGGCAAGGGCCAAGGUUCUAGACAUUGAUCUUCAGAAGCAGCUCAGGCCUUACAUGGAGAACAUGGUUCCACUCCCCGGAAUCUACGAUCCUGAUUUCAUUGCCGCGAAUCAGGGCUCACGUGCCAACAAUGUCAUCAAUGGCUCCAAGAAGGAACAGGUCGAUCAGAUCAUCAAGGACAUCAGGGAGUUCAAGGAGAAGAACAAGUUAGACAAGGUGGUGGUUCUGUGGACAGCAAACACGGAGCGUUACAGCAAUGUGAUGUCUGGUCUAAAUGAUACGAUGGAGAAUCUCUUGGCAUCUGUUGACAAGAACGAACCUGAGAUCUCUCCUUCCACUCUUUACGCCAUAGCCUGUGUUUUCGAAGGUGUUCCAUUCAUCAAUGGCAGCCCACAGAACACCUUUGUCCCAGGUCUAAUCGAUAUGGCCAUCAGGAGAAACUGCUUGAUCGGUGGGGAUGACUUCAAGAGUGGUCAGACCAAGAUGAAAUCAGUCUUGGUCGAUUUCCUCGUCGGUGCUGGUAUCAAGCCAACAUCAAUAGUGAGCUAUAACCAUCUCGGGAACAACGAUGGCAUGAACCUCUCGGCUCCUCAGACGUUCAGAUCAAAGGAGAUCUCAAAGAGCAACGUAGUGGACGAUAUGGUUGCCAGUAAUGGCAUCCUCUACGAGCCCGGUGAACACCCCGACCACGUCGUCGUCAUCAAGUAUGUGCCGUACGUGGCUGAUAGCAAGAGGGCAAUGGACGAGUACACGUCGGAGAUAUUCAUGGGAGGGAAGAACACGAUCGUUAUGCACAACACUUGCGAGGACUCUCUCUUGGCUGCUCCCAUUAUAUUGGAUCUUGUUCUUCUGGCCGAGCUCAGUACCAGGAUCCAGCUCAAAGCCGAAGGAGAGGGAAAGUUCCAUUCUUUCCACCCAGUUGCCACCAUCCUCAGCUACCUCACCAAGGCACCACUGGUUCCUCCAGGGACACCGGUGGUGAACGCCUUGUCGAAACAGAGGGCGAUGCUCGAGAACAUAAUGAGGGCUUGCAUUGGUCUAGCGCCUGAAAACAACAUGAUCUUGGAAUAUAAGUGAAGCCAUUGAAGGAGAGACCAUGGCCAUGGCCGAACAGGAAAAAAAAAAACUGAUAUGAGUAGUUGCUGAAACAUUGGAGCUGUGUUCUGUUCUUUCUGUUUUGUCUUUUAAGACGGAACCGAGCGAGUGUUUGAAAGAAGGCGGCAUCGGUUCUUCUUUCCCGUUUGUUGUAUUUGUAGUGAUGGUGUUGUGCUCUGUUCUGUAUUUUUUUUUUUAAUGUUAAUAAUAACGCAACAAUUGUAACUCAUAUUGUUUCAUCUUCCAUUACAUA
Messenger RNA from Tarenaya hassleriana, 1865 nucleotides. Its product is annotated as inositol-3-phosphate synthase. The transcript is spliced from 10 exons. NCBI's taxonomy places the organism in Eukaryota, Viridiplantae, Streptophyta, Magnoliopsida, Brassicales, Cleomaceae. The record is from RefSeq and is a predicted model, not a curated record. The coding region runs from base 293 to 1594 and encodes 433 amino acids. Gene Ontology annotation, molecular function: inositol-3-phosphate synthase activity. Gene Ontology annotation, cellular component: cytoplasm. Gene Ontology annotation, biological process: phospholipid biosynthetic process; inositol biosynthetic process.